Messenger RNA from Aspergillus sclerotioniger CBS 115572, 1593 nucleotides. Its product is annotated as putative allergen Asp F4-like. Gene Ontology annotation, cellular component: extracellular region. Gene Ontology annotation, molecular function: IgE binding. The transcript has a single exon. Lineage: Eukaryota; Fungi; Ascomycota; Eurotiomycetes; Eurotiales; Aspergillaceae. The coding region runs from base 233 to 1375 and encodes 380 amino acids. The record is from RefSeq and is a predicted model, not a curated record.
GAGCCAGCAGGGGCCGGCGAAGACCAGUCCGUCUAUAUACCUACCAGUCGCCCCGGCAUUACCAUCGUUCAUAGCACCCUCCUUAUUGCAUCGCUUGCUUCUCCAGUCACUCCUUUGGACCCUGGUUUUGGUGUAAAGAACCACCUCACGAAAUCCAACCCCUCCUUUUGGAACCCCCUAGCGGAUGCAGAUUCACUGAUUGACUCACUGGUCUGUCAUCUCCAAUUCCACAAUGCAGUGGAAGUCGCUCCUUCUUUGCGUCGCCAUCGCCGAGUCGGCCUUGGCUCGCUCCCACGGCCAUGAACGCCGUCAACAUGGUCACGGUCACGGUCACGCCCAGGAGGCUCAUGUGGCCGCCCGUGACGUCGAGGUCGAGGUCCACACCGUCACCGCCGUCGAGCACGUUACCCUGACCACCACCAUCUAUGGUGCCGCCACUGAAACCACCGAGGCCGUCACCUCCUACGAGGAGGUCACCAGCACCAGCACCCCUGCGGCAGCUACCACCACCGCUGACGCGGGCGCUUUCGUGGAAAUCGACACCAACGAGGACCUGGCCAUCAGCGCCAGCCUGGGCAUCUCUCUCUCCCUCGGUCUCGGCGAGCACACCAGCACCAGCACUCAUACCCACACCCAUACUAGCACUAGCACUCACACCAGCACCCACACUAGCACUCAUAUCGCGGCCUCCUCCACCGCAGCCAGCUCCACUGCGGGAAGCGAGGCCUGGACUUCGACUCCCACCAACGGCGUCUACUCGACCGAGGGCUUUGGCGGUCGCACCAACAGCAGCAGCAGCGGAAUUACCUACAGCGGUAACGUCGGUGACCCGUGGGGCAGCAACAUCAUCGAAGUGAGCGCCUCCGAUGCCUGGCAAUACAAGUACGUCAUCCAGGUCAAGGGCAGUAACACGAACGACUGGUUCGUGAGCUUCUGGAACAAGAUCGGCCCCGAUGGAAAGAUGGACGGAUGGUACGGACACUCCGCGCUGAACUUCACCCUUGCCAAGGGUGCGACCAAGUAUGUCGCCUUCGAUGAGAACUCCCAGGGUGGAUGGGGUGCUGCAGAGGGUGACAGUCUGCCCACGGAUGACUAUGGUGGUUACUCCUGCACCUGGGGCGAGUUCGACUUUGGAGACACCGACAAUGACGCCUGGUCUGGAUGGGAUGUCAGUGCCAUCCAGGCCCAGAACGCCGACCAGACCGUCCAGGGUAUGAGAAUCUGCCAGCACGCCGAUAAGGAGUGCUCGUACAUCACCACGGAUGCCGGCACUGUGUACAACGCAUACACCAGCUCGGAGGCGUCGGUUGAUGGCAUUGGUGGAACCGUGUCGUCGGGCGCGGUGAGAUUGACCGUCGAGGUUGAUUAUAGCUAGAGGGCGUGCUGAUGUAUAUACCACUUGCUUUGUUUUCUCGCUGUAUAUAAGUCGGAUGUUGAAUCCGUGACAAUAUACAUACUUGUGUGUCGCCGAUCUCCGAGCGUACUGUGGAUGUGUAGUCUUUCGCGAUUGAGCGGUUGUAGGGAAGUUAUAUGCUGCCGUGAUUUCGAUCUUCGCGGAUGUCUCACAUUAAAACCGGGGCAGUGGGUGGCGCU